AUGCGCUUCAUUUGUGUCCUAUUCCUUAGCUGUGUGGUGGCCUAUGCUUCCGGUGCAGGCACCUCUCCGAGCACCUCCCCGAGCACCUCCCCAAGCACCUCCCCGAGCACAUCCACACCAAGCACCUCGCCGGCCACCUCCACCCCAACCACCUCCACUCCAACCACUUCAACACCAAGCACUUCGACACCAACCACAUCCACAGCUACCACUGCAGCUCCAGCAAGUGAUGCGGCCACGACUACCACAACUGCAUCAUCCACAGCAACUACCACCACCGAAUCGACCACACCCAAGAAGAAGAAGCACGUCACCCACUGGAAGGUUAAGCGUCAUCAUAAGAAGAACAACAAGAACAAGAAGAAUGGUCACAACAAGAAGAAGAUAAUCCACAGACACCGCGCUUAG
This is a messenger RNA of Drosophila willistoni, 408 nucleotides long. Its product is annotated as cell wall protein DAN4. The coding region runs from base 1 to 408 and encodes 135 amino acids. The record is from RefSeq and is a predicted model, not a curated record. The transcript has a single exon. NCBI's taxonomy places the organism in Eukaryota, Metazoa, Arthropoda, Insecta, Diptera, Drosophilidae.